GUUUCUUAAAUGCGAUAUUGGCAUAUUGCCAAACCUCUCAGUCUGUCACAGUCUCUCACAUCACCAGCCUCCAAACUUCCCUCUAACUGUAUAUUUCUAUCUUCUCCAAUUUGUUCUUCUCUCUUUUGCUAUUCUUCUCUGUAACAAUUUAGAUGGGCAUGAAUAAUAACAACAAUAAUUCAACACCCACCAUUUUUAUUUUCUUUGCUUUCUCCAUUUUUCUUCAACUUCAAUUUUACCCAGUUAAGGCUCUCUCAGGAUGCCCCUUGGACUUAAAUGGAGCCAAUUUUACUAUCGUGGCUUCCAUCUGUUCAAUUCCCGAGGCUCGGGGAAAAUGUUGUCGCCACAUCAAUGCAUAUGUUGCACUCUCAGCUGCCCGUUAUGCAAAUGCAACAAGUAAUCUCGGAGUCAGUUCGGAUCUUUCUGAUUUCUGUCUCCGUUCAAUGUCACAAACUUUAGAACUCUAUGGGGUGCCGGCAAAUGCAACAACCUUUUGUAGAUUCGGCACCAAAAUUCCUAUUAAUUAUGAGUGUAAGAGUAGAACCAGUGUUGCACAAAUGCUGGAGUCUCCUGGUUUUGCUGAUGUAGCUGAAAGUUGCCAACUUGCUCUUUCAGGAGAUAGUGGGUGUAGGAGAUGUAUCAAUGCUAGCAUUACAUAUCUUCGUCAGAAAAUAGUUGCUGUAGAUAAUAUUACACUUAUCACUUGUCGAGAUGCUCUUUUUGUUACCCUUGUCAGUCAAUUAGACAAUGCUUCUACUGUUCGAUUUGCCAGCUGUUUCUUUGGAGUUCCAAGCCUUAGAUCAUUAGUCCCCGAGGUAUCAUCACCUCCUUUAUCUUCCAGGACAUCUCCAAGUUCAGUCGUUGCUACAAGCCCGAGUCAUCCCUCAUUGGGCAUAACAGGCACACCUCCAAAUGAUAAGCAUCACCCUUAUCAACUUAAAGCUAUAACAGGUGUUGGGAUUGGCGUCACUGUAAUUUCUUUCACGCUUCUUCUAGUCUUGGUAUUUCUGAUCCACAAGAAGAGUAAAGAGCUUGAUGACUCUGAAACUGGCUUUACAAAUACAACAUUCGGAGCUCCUUUUGGACGAUCUGGACGCAAGACUCAAGAUGGGCCUUCUUCCACGUUUCGGGAAUUCAGCUACAAGGAGACAAGGAAGGCAACUAACAACUUCAGUACAAUCAUUGGACAAGGUGGAUUCGGAACAGUAUACAAAGGCGAAUUCAAUGGUGGUUUGAUAGCUGCAGUGAAGCAAAUGAAUAAAGUAUCCGAGCAAGCGGAAGACGAUUUUUGUAAAGAAAUUGAGCUUCUGGCUAGAUUACAUCAUCGCCAUCUCGUAGCUCUUCGAGGUUUUUGCAUUCACAAGCAAGAAAGGUUUUUGAUAUACGAAUAUAUGCAACAUGGAAGCUUGAAGGAUCAUCUUCACACUCCGGACAAAAGGCCGCUUUGUUGGCAGACAAGAAUCCAGAUUGCGAUUGAUGUAGCGAAUGCUCUGGAAUACCUGCAUUUCUAUUGUGAUCCUCCUCUUUGUCAUAGAGACAUAAAGUCCGGCAACAUUUUAUUAGAUGAAAAUUUCGUGGCCAAGGUUUCCGAUUUUGGUCUUGCAUAUGCUGCUAAAGAUGGCUCUAUUUGCUUUGAGCCAAUAAAUACCGAAGUUCGGGGAACUCCAGGUUACAUGGAUCCAGAGUAUGUAAUCACACGAGAACUUACAGAGAAGAGUGAUGUUUAUAGUUACGGGGUGGUGCUGCUGGAAUUAGUGACGGGAAGACAAGUUGUACAAGAUAACCAAAAUCUAGUCGAGUGGGCCAAAGUUUUUCUUUCUUCCGAAUCCAAACUUUCACAGCUUGUAGACUCCAAAAUUGGAGAGUUUUUCGAUUAUGAUCAGCUCCAAACCAUUAUGACAAUCAUAAAAUGGUGCACCCAUCCAGAGUCCCGAGGUAGACCUUCUAUCAAGCAAGUUCUUAGGCUUCUUUACGAGAGUUCUGAUCCAUUGCAUAGUGGUUUCAUUCGAGCAAUUCAAGAUGAAGAGUACGAAGAGACUCAAGGGAAAAGACAAAACAAAGGGAAGGCGCAAAGAAAUGAUUUGCUUUUCCAUAGUGGUGAAGGAAGGUAUCUUGCAUCUUCGUCGAGUACAAAUAGGUCAUAUUGUAGUAGAAGCUUUCUACUUGAAAACGGAUCUCCCCAGUCCCCGCCAAACAUUCUUUCGCUUUAAACCAAGAAACGGUUAAUUUUUUGUGUGAGAUGAUGAUUUUGUAUUUGUUGCGAGCUAUGAUUCGUUUCCUGCUAACCGAGUUUUGGAGAUGGUAACUCCUGCAUUGUAUUUGUAUUUGUAAUGUAUUAGGUUAACCGUACAAUUUAUGUACAAUACUGGUAAUUGGAUGAAGUAUUUUGGAAGCAAUAAGAAAUUAUUUUGAUUGGUGUCAA
Amaranthus tricolor (Joseph's coat) is the source of this 2422-nucleotide messenger RNA. Its product is annotated as probable receptor-like protein kinase At1g49730. The record is from RefSeq and is a predicted model, not a curated record. NCBI's taxonomy places the organism in Eukaryota, Viridiplantae, Streptophyta, Magnoliopsida, Caryophyllales, Amaranthaceae. Gene Ontology annotation, molecular function: ATP binding; protein kinase activity. The transcript has 9 exons. Gene Ontology annotation, biological process: protein phosphorylation. The coding region runs from base 153 to 2210 and encodes 685 amino acids.